AUGCUUUUCAAGAACUACCUCAACAUCCUCCCAGCCUACCAGUAUCCUCUUUUGUUGAAGACUUCCACCGAGGCCUCUCGCGUCAUUCCAAUUGACGCAACUUGGUUCAUGCCCAACGACCCACGAAAUGGCUUCAACGAGUUCCAGAAAGAACGAAUUCCCAACUCUGUCUUCUUUGAUCUCGACAAAUAUGUCGAUAAACAAUCCUCUUAUCCUCAUAUGUUGCCACAGAAGGACGUUUUCAUAGAGAGCAUGCUUACCUUGGGUAUUUCUCAAAACGACCAGUUGGUGAUCUACGACAAAGGCAACAACUUUUCCAGCCCAAGAGCUGCCUGGACCUUUGGCUUCUUCAACUACCCCUACAUCUCCAUAUUAGACAACUACAACACCUACAAACAAACCAAACCAUCCUCAGACUUUUUAAUUGACUCUUCUCCUGUUCAAACAGACUCUCCUCUACCUUCUCUCUCAAACGCUCCUCCUUCUCCUGAUGCCAAAACCCAAUCCCCCUUCUCUGUCCUAUCCUAUGAACAACUCGUCAACAUCAUCAAUGAUCCCUCUCUUCGCGAUUCCUACAACAUAAUCGACGCCAGAAGUCUCGGGAGAUUUACUGGCGACGACCCAGAACCAAGACCUGGUCUACCUUCUGGCCAUGUUCCUGGUGCAAUUUCCUUGUCUUUCGACCAAGUACUAAACCAAGACAAAACUUUCAAGUCAAAGGACUCCCUCACCCAGAUUUUCAACAAUCUAUCCGAAAAUUACCACUUCAAUCCUGCAAAUAAGACUAUUGUGAUGUGUGGAACUGGUGUAACUGCUUGCAUCCUCAAAACUGCUCUCGAUAUCUCCAAAGUAUCCCAAAUGGAUAUCUUGCUCUACGAUGGAAGUUGGACUGAAUAUGCUCAAAGAGCUCCUCAAAAUUUAAUUCAAUUUGGUUCUCUGCAAUCAAAAUCAAAAUUAUAA
This is a messenger RNA of Ascoidea rubescens DSM 1968, 960 nucleotides long. It is a transcript of the gene TUM1, whose product is annotated as thiosulfate sulfurtransferase. The transcript is spliced from 2 exons. Gene Ontology annotation, cellular component: mitochondrion. Bases 1 to 960 code for a protein of 319 amino acids. Gene Ontology annotation, molecular function: thiosulfate-cyanide sulfurtransferase activity. NCBI's taxonomy places the organism in Eukaryota, Fungi, Ascomycota, Saccharomycetes, Ascoideales, Ascoideaceae. Gene Ontology annotation, biological process: transsulfuration. The record is from RefSeq and is a predicted model, not a curated record.